Messenger RNA from Boleophthalmus pectinirostris (great blue-spotted mudskipper), 6688 nucleotides. Its product is annotated as chromatin remodeling regulator CECR2. The record is from RefSeq and is a predicted model, not a curated record. Gene Ontology annotation, biological process: chromatin remodeling. Gene Ontology annotation, molecular function: protein binding. Gene Ontology annotation, cellular component: CERF complex. NCBI's taxonomy places the organism in Eukaryota, Metazoa, Chordata, Actinopteri, Gobiiformes, Gobiidae.
UUGAGGCGCUGUACGGGUCGCAAUGGCAACCGCGCAGAGGACGGAAGAGGCAACUUUUGUCGCGCUGCUGAAACAUGUUUAAUUCUACGUCCACGAAAGAGGACACCAGGGAAACUACUUACUAAUGUGAAAGAUAAACGCCGCGGCUUUUCUUCUGUCCUAAAAUGUCACAGGGAUGUACAAUUUCUGUGGAAGAGAUCCAGUCUUGGUGGGAAGUCCCCGCCAUAGCCCACUUCUGCUCGCUGUUCAGGACUGCAUUCAACCUCCCGGACUUUGAAAUCGAGGAGUUGGAGAAGGCCCUCUCGGAGCAGGAUGUGGACUUCCUUGGAGAUCUCAUUGCUUGUUUGCUGCAGGGAUGCUAUCAGCGGAGAGAUAUCACGUCUCAUGGAUAUAGCAGUUACCUGAAUGACAUCAUCAGCUACAGGUGGGAACUAGAAGAAGGGAAGCCCAACCCCCUCCACGACAGUUCUUUUGAGGGCCUGCCUGUCCGCACUCAGGUGGAGCUGUUACACCGCCUCUGUGACUAUCGCAUGGACGCUGCUGAUGUUUUUGACCUACUCAAGGGCCUGGAUGCUGACAGUCUGAGAGUCGAACCACUGGGGCAAGAUGGAGAUGGAGCCCUCUACUGGUAUUUUUAUGGUACCCGCAUGUACAAAGAAGAGCCUCUCAGAAGAAAGUGUGAAAAGGGCAGUGAGAGCCCUGCUUCUACAUCAUCUGCCUCCACAUCGUCUGCCUCAACAACAUCAGAGAAAAAGCGGAGAGGAAGACCAAAGAAGAGACAAUUUGAUGAUCUUCAGCAAAGUGAUACAGAAAGUGAAGGGAAAUUCGACAUCGAUCUACCGGAUUCCUCCCCUGUAAGACUUGAAUAUAAAACUGACUGUAAACGUGGGGCCUGGUCACUUGUGUGUGAUACUGAGGAGCAGUGGGUCAGUCUGGCAGACAGUUUUAAGGACAAGAGCUCCUCACGGGACCGUCACCUUCACCGCGUCAUCACCCAUAACUUCCUCCCCGAGAUCAGCAACAUGAUCGAGCACAAGGAGCGGGAACAGAAGCAGAAGCUACUCAACCCAAAUCCAGUUAGAACAUCAGAAAGGUUCUCUCAAAAAAACGUGAAGCAAGAAGAGGAGAAUAAUUUGUCAGAAGAUGAGAACAAAGAUGAAGAUCUUGAUAGACAGGUUCUACUGGCAGAACAGAGGCGAGAGGAGGAGAGACUUCUUCAAGAGGAACUACAACGAGAGAAGAUGGAGAAGCUCAAAGCUGCGGAGGAGCGGGCAAAGAGAAGGAAGAUGCGUGAGGAGCGCGCCUGGCUGCUCUCAGAGGGGAAAGACCUGCCACCGGAACUUUUAAACCUAGAGCCCUCUUCCCCGGUCCAAAGGAAACGCAGGAACAAAGAACUUAGCUAUGACAUUGACGAUGACUACACUGCUUUAUAUAAAGUUCUUGAGGCACUCAAAGCCCAUAAAGAUGCCUGGCCUUUUUUGGAACCUGUGGAUGACUCUUAUGCCCCCAAUUACCACGAAAUUAUUGAGACUCCUAUGGAUCUGUCUACUAUUGAGAAGAAACUCGGUGAUGGCAAGUAUGUUGGGAAGGAAGAGUUUGUAGCAGAUGUGAAGCUUAUGUUUGAAAACUGCCUUGAAUACAACGGAGAAGACAGUGAGUACACAAUCAUGGCCGAAUCCCUCGAGCGAUGCUUUAAUCGGGCUAUUUUGAAACACUUUCCAUCUGAAGAUGGAGACACGGAUGAAGAAUUUCAAAUUCACAAAGAUGAAAAGGAGCGAAAAGACAAAAAACGCAGUCGUGGAAAUAAAACUACAGGUCCAGAAAGUCUAAUCAAGGCUACCGAACAGGCACAGCGUAAACGCAACACACCUAUGGAGGAAAACGAUUAUAAAUUAACGCGACCACCGUGGUCUAAUGCACCCCCAUUUGGCCAUCCUCCAAACCAGCAGCAGGGCCAUCCCAUGAGGGGCAUGUUUCACCCUGGGCAACAGCUUCAGAGGCCUCAUGGUCCCCACAUGUUUGGCCAAAGAAUUCCUAUGAAUGCUCACUUCAACUAUCCAAAUCACAUGCUACAGAAUGGUGACCCCAACGCGCUACGUCACAGCUUUAACAUGCAGCACCACAUGUUGCCGGGACACCACAUGGGUGCCAGGUAUCCAAUGGGUCCUAAUCCCACGCCUGCACAACCAGGACAGCACCAUCCUUACAUGGGCCCUACCCAUGGCCCUUCGCUCGGGCCCCGUCCUGUGGCCCUUCAGCCAGGCCCUCCCCCUGAAGCCAGCAUAUACCCCUCCCACAACCAGCCUGAAGGCCACACUAUGCCUCCUCUGCCCAACAGGUUCCCUGGGCCAGAUGGCUCACCGCAGCACAACCAUCCUGGGAUGAGGCCUCCUGCUAUUGGACCACCACAUCUGUGGAAUAGCUUGACUCACCGUGGACAGGAACCUCCUGGUGGGAUGCAUAUGCAGGACCCCAGUGCAAUGAACCAGCGCAACUACAGCUAUGGUGGAAUGCCCCCUCCAGUGGGGCACAAACCGUGGCCCGAAGCUGCAGGAUACCCCCCCCCCCCCAAUGCCCAGUAUCAAAUGUCUGCUUCAGGCAAUGGCCCAGGGCCCAUGUCCUCUCGUCCCCCUGGGCCCAGUCCAGAGUUGUCAGGCAGGACCGGCUUGGCCUCGAUGCUGGAAAGCCCAGAAAUGCUGGCUUUACAGCAGCUGUCGGCGUCCUCUGGACCCCCCUCUGGACCCCCCUCUGCUGCCCCACAUCCCCACAUGGGCAUGUAUGAACAGUCUGACCUCCCUUCAGCAGUUGGCAGCACUCCAGCCCAGCCCUCUCAGUGCCCGCCUCCUGGACACCAACUUCAGCUGCCACAUCCCUCUUUACACAAUGGACCAGACCGACCACCAUCUCAGCAGAUGGGCACAGCACCCACAGGCUCAGUGUCAGAGACAAAAAUACCUUCCAAUAAUUGUGUGGACAAUGCUUGGGCACACAAGGACACUGUCUUUGAGGACCAGGAAACAUUGUCUGUCACAAAUGUUCAUCCAAACGGUCCCUUGGAUGAGCUGCACAGUCCUCAGGGAGGAUGUGAGAAUGUGAAUGGAACUGGUUUGUCUGGGAGACCUAAACUCCCAGGGGGCAGCAUAAUGAAUUCAGCAAACUUAAACUUAAGCAAUGGCAGCUCCCAGGAUCCACAUGCCAGGCCUCCUCAACAUGUUUUAGUCCACACUUCUCCACAAAAAAGUCCAGUGCUUUUGCCACAGACUGAUUCUUCAUCACCAAACUCUGCACAUCAAAAACAAGAGAGACACUUUGAUGUUACACAUAACCAACAAGAACAUCAGCAUCCUUUUGUAAAACAGCAGUCACAGGGAGCAUCUCCUCAGAACAUACAGAGUCCACACGCUCAUCCAUUUCCACACAGCUCUCCCAGGCCAAAGGCACAGAGCAGCCCCAGUGCUGCACCAGGGCAACCCUCCUCUUUCUCUGCUCUGCCCCAGCUCAGCCCCGCGAGCCAAGGAGCUCCCAGCCUCCCUGAGCCCAGCAGUAGAUCAGACACAGAGCCAGAUGUGAAGUCUGGUCCUGUUAAUGGUGUUCACCAGGCCUUCAGCCCCAGCAGUCAUCAAGGGCAGCCCAUGGGAACCAACUCUGUUCCAAGGGCUCUUACAAUGACCCAUAAUCCCCCCAUGUCCUCUCAUCCUCAAGGACACAUGAAUAGACCUAUGAGUUCAUACAACAUGAGCAAUCCCUCAUUUAACCCAGCAAAUAGACAUCUGCACCCCUACCACGGUCAGCCUUACAAUCCUCACCACAGUGCUGCGCCACGUGCCAACUACCACCAUCAGGGAAGCCCAUACCCCUAUCAUUCAACUCCUGGGCAGCCACACCCCCAUGCCAACAUGUACGCUGGUCCUCAGUACUCCUACCCUCACGCACAGAGCCAGGGCCAUGGUCAGGUCAAUGGCAGAGGUGGCUAUCCUCCAGAGGACUGGCAUCGCUCACAAUAUCAGCCUCAUCAGCCAAUGCCUGCUAGUGCCUACCUCCCUGCAGCCAGUGCCAAAGGGAGCAGUCAGGCCAGGGAGAGUAGCAUGUCCCCAAUGGGCUCAGAAGGCUCCAGUGGAGCUAACCUUAUUUCCCCUUGUCCUGUCGGGGACGGGCUAGAAGAGCGGGGCAGUGUGAAUGGCAACAGAGGCAGUCCAGCAGAGCAGGGACUCUCAGAGGAGAAAUGUGAGCGGCCUGAAAGCCCCAAAGAAAUCCUGGAUCUGGACAGUCACAAUGCAGCUUCUCAGCACGCCCCUACUCUCACUCGACAUCACCCCUCUGCAGCUCCCAUGGGCCCUGGCUUCAUGUACACCCCCCGCUCGAUGCACACAGCACCACAGCACAUGAUGUCACAAGCUCAAGGGAUGGGCAACAGAGCUCCAUAUCCCAGCCAGCCGUACCCUCCUCCAGGAGGAUACGCUCACAGACCCCACCCUCACCUGAUGGAGGCGCUGCAGCGACCACAGCAGCUGCCCUACUCCCCUGGACAGAGCCGCAUGAACAUGUACACAGCCCCACAGCCUGGGCCACACUACCAGGGCAUGAUGGUCCAGAGAGGCCUGCCACCAGACCACUUUGUGCAUGCCAGCCAACAGAUGCCCAUGCCUGGUGGUUCUGGCAAUAAACAAUCUUAAGAAUCCACUGAACUCAGCAGAUCCUUCGGAGAGGGAAUUGUGCAUCUUCAGCACCAACACAUGUAAUUUGUGACACUGGACAUUGCGCCUAAUGGACACAAUUUAAAAAAAAUGCUUAUGAGCCAUGACUUUAUUUGUGGUAUACACUGAAAGGGACUCGAUGCCGUUUACUGCCCCACUUCCUGUAAUAGACAAGGAUGCAAAGGGGUGUUUCCAGGAAUACUGCUCUUUGUAACCACUAGGCCACUGUGCCUUAAGCAACACUGGACAUGUCUGAUACAGUGGAAUAUUUUCCCACUCUGUAGAAUUUGAGAGCUUUUGAGUACUUUAAUGAAGACAACUGUUUUAUCACUGCAUUAGUCCACACUUUAUAAUUAACUCAGGUUUAACAAGAGGUACUAUUUGACAAAUCUAGCCAGCUUGAAGGCCCCCCCUUACAAAUGCCUUGUUUUACUUUGUGAAUGUAUGUGUGAAUGUUAAGUAGAAGUUCAGCAGGGUAGAACAUAAAAACCUGAAAAGACUUUAAUUUUGUGCAUCAAACUCUGCCCUCCAAGUGAAGAAUGUCUGACACACACUGUAUUCACCAGAACCCACUCUAUAAUGCACUAUUAAUCUAGAAACAAGUGGCCUUGGAUAGUCUUCACAAACACAUUUUUAUUUUAGUUUAGUUAUGAGUACAGCCUUCUCCAUUCUGUUUUAGAUUCACAUGAGAUUGAAGGUUUUAUAGAGAAAAUGAACUCAAGAAAAUGUGACUUGUUUUUCCCUCAGUCCCAAAUGUAAUGAGUUUUCACUUCUCUAAAAAGGGUUCAAUAAUCCUCAGAUGUUAUGAGCCCUGUCUGCUGGUGUAUGCACAUAUUAUUAACACGGUAAUGGAUUUUGUGUAUGUUUCUUGUUCUUUUACUUCAAAUGGUAGAGGUUCUUCUUUCACAUUGAACUUUUUCUCAGGGUGCGCAAUUGCUGUAUACGGGUAUCUUUCUUAAUUGUUCACAGGAAUUUGAAUACGCCUCACACUUUUUUUUUUUUUUUUUCUUUUUUUUUUUACUGAUUGUCAUGCAUCCUUUUUCCUCCGGUUAGGUUAUAUUAAAAUUUCUCAUGUUAUAUUUCACAUUCCCUCGUUUUUCAACUUCAAAUUGGUCCUAGUUUAGUGGCAGUGCUAUCUUUCUAUAGUCUCUGUUUAGACCAAGUUUUGCCUUGUUCUCCAUCUGUUUAGUUCUGUAAUCCUAAACAUAUCUACCUCAUUGAGCCAGAGAGUAGCCACUUCCUCUACUGUUCUGCCAGACACAUGUAGGUUACUUAAAUGUGAUUGUAGCAGCCUUAUCGUAAAUUAUUUAGCUAUAUAGUUAUGAUUGGCCAGUGUCACUGUAAUGUAACUUAUAAUUGUAGAGCUUUUAUAUUACAAAAUUAUUUCCAAAAAUCUGUUUUUGUGCCGUUUCAUCAAUCACAUAUCUGGCCACACAGGAUUUUGUUGUCUUUAUUAUUAAAAUCUGUUUCUACGCAUUGGCUGGCGUUGUAACAGUGUGUACAGAGGGACUGAAAGAUGCACUGUAGACGUCCUUGUUCAUUCAGAUUCUUGUUUCUAUAAUUAGUGGGCCUGAUCAGGUCUCAUUACUAGAUUUAAUUUUUGUCGAUAUUAAACCAGAGAUGAGGUGGUGGCACUGCCUGUAGUGUACAGAUGAGAGUGUAUGAGUGUCUUGUGUGGAAUCAUCACAUGACUUGAUCCAUUCAGCUCUGUUUUUCUGCUGUCUUCUUUCUGCACAAUUGGAAACGUGAUAAAAUGUGAAUCAUAUUUAUUUGCUUUUUAAACUUUUUCGUUUUUUUCUUGUACAUUUUCCCCUUGUUUUAAUAUAAAUGUGUGCUGUCGUUUUCUCCAUGUUUUAAAUUGUUGUCCUAUACCUCGAUUGUUUUGACAAAAAGACCAGUAUGCUUCAUUUUAAGCGCUUCAUAUCUGACUGAUCUUUUUUUUUUUUUUUUUUUUUUUUUUCAAAUGGAUCGAAAUACUGUACAUUUCUUAGAAA